Molecule: messenger RNA, 1734 nt
Organism: Penaeus vannamei (Pacific white shrimp)
Lineage: Eukaryota; Metazoa; Arthropoda; Malacostraca; Decapoda; Penaeidae
Gene: Fis1
Product: fission 1 protein
Biological process (GO): peroxisome fission; mitochondrial fission; autophagy of mitochondrion
Cellular component (GO): mitochondrial outer membrane; peroxisomal membrane
Molecular function (GO): protein binding
Source: RefSeq, a predicted model, not a curated record
GUUCCACCAGUGAAAAGAUGCACACCCCGUCAUGGCGUUGCAUCACUUGUAAACAAUGGAGGAUGUGUUGAGUGAGGUUUGUUCCUCUGAAGACUUGAAGGUCUUUGAAAAGAAGUACAAUGAUGAAUUAGUGAAAGGCUUAGUCUCAAGCACUACUCAGUUUGAGUACGCCUGCUUCCUAGUUCGUAGCAGAUACCCAGCAGACAUCCAGCGAGGUGUGGUCCUCCUAGAGGAACUCUACAAACGACCAGAGGAAAUCGGCAAAAGAGAUUACGUGUUCUACCUUGCAAUUGGGAAUGCUCGUUUGAAGGAAUACCAGACUGCUCUUAACUAUUUGAAGGGCCUGCUUCGAGUCGAGCCUGGCAACAGACAGGUUCAGGAGUUGGAAACAGUUAUUAAGAAAAAAAUGGAAAAAGAUGCCAUGAAGGGAGCUGCCAUUGCUGGAGGAGCAAUACUGGGAGUAGGGGCCCUGAUUGGCCUCGGAAUGGCCCUCGCUAAGAAAUAGAUGAUGGAAACAAGAUUGACCUUCCCUUGGGCUUUUUUUUUUUUUUUUUUUUUUUUUUUUUUUUUCAGUUUGUUUCCCUUCUUGAUCUCAAGAAAGUAGAAUUAGAAAAAAAGUAAAAAAAAAGUCAAAAGAAAAUAUAAAGUAAGAAAAAUAACACAAGGAGUUUUUCAUGCAUUGAUUCCAUCAGAUCUAAAGAAGAGGUUUAUUUUUCUGACCUGUCUUUAAUAUUUAUUACUAAGGUUCUUCAUUUAAUCAAUUCACGUGAAAAAUGAACUGAGAAGUUAAAGUUGGGUUUGCAUUUUUCUCAUUCAAAGGUUUUGCAUGCAGUUUUUGGCUUAACCUCUGAAGAUUGUAAACUGUUCAAGGAUUGCAGUUUUCGUACAGUCUUGGAAUGAAUUUUGUAUAUUUGUAGAGUUACAUAACACGUCCCCAAAGGAAGAUUGGCAAUAUUCAUACUUGUGUAGCUUCAUCAAAUACUCCUACAUACAUCCUGGAAGUGUUCUAUCAUGUACAUAGCUUUCAGAUUAUUAUUAUAUCUGCCAUUAUUUAGCUGUGAAUGGUUUUGAAUAUAUCAUAUCAGUCAAUCUUGAGUAAAUACACAUACAUGAAGCUGUGAUUGUGUGAUUACUUGUAGUAUGUGUGAUUACUUGUAGUAUAUUGUGAAUGUGAUGUUAAGUUGUAUAUAGGUUUUGAUUAGCUUUACAUGAACGAUUAUUGAAUUACUAUUUAACUUUCCGUUCAUGUUUUCCUCUGUUUUUCGUCUUUCCUUUUUUCAAUUGUAAAAUGUCAAGAGUGUGUUAGGAUGAGUAGUCCGCAUUUUGGUCCAUGUAUCUGCCAAUCAGGGUAUUUGAUUCAGUGACUUAGUUUAUGCUUGAUUAUGUAAAUGUAUAACUACAAUACCUUCCAGAUGUAUUAUCUAUUCCCAUGUACACCCUGCACAAGCCGAGUCAUUGAGCCAAAAAUCAUUUUACAAACAGGUACACAUUCUUGAACACAAAGCUCAUAAUUGUUUGCACAGGUUUUAUUAGAAAAUAUCUGUAGUGCCACUAUGCUAUACUGAGCUUUUUUUUUUGUACUAAACGAACUACAUUGAUGGCCUUAUUGAAACUUCCAGAAAUUCCUUCAGGUUGCAAUUUAUCCACAGAUACAUGUUUUGUGUUGUGUAUAGUUUUUAGAUAGCCAUCACUUUUUAAGGUUGUAAGAUAUAAAUAUAUAUUAUUCACAAGACA